Sinocyclocheilus anshuiensis is the source of this 1927-nucleotide messenger RNA. RefSeq names its product homer protein homolog 2-like. The transcript has 8 exons. The record is from RefSeq and is a predicted model, not a curated record. NCBI's taxonomy places the organism in Eukaryota, Metazoa, Chordata, Actinopteri, Cypriniformes, Cyprinidae. The coding region runs from base 301 to 1158 and encodes 285 amino acids. Gene Ontology annotation, molecular function: G protein-coupled glutamate receptor binding.
UCGUAUUCAUCCGCAGCGGACUGAACUCGACACUCCCACAUUUAUUGACGCGUCUCACCAUUACAGCCUUUAAAUAUUAAUACAGAUCAACCAGCACGAGCUGAAAGUUAGUUUCUCGGCGGCGGAACCCGGAGCUGGAGUUCGGGAAUAUCACAUUUCAGCUCGAGAGAAAUAUUCGGGCUGGAACUGAUGCGGGAGAUUUUUGACUCUUACUGUAACUAAAGACGCUUCAUACACGCCACAGAUCCGACAGAAAGGCAGCGAAAUGGGGUGAUCAUCAACAGCACAAUCACCCCCAAUAUGAACUUCACUAAAACAUCGCAGAAGUUUGGCCAGUGGGCCGACAGUCGUGCAAACACAGUGUUUGGACUCGGCUUCGCCUCUGAACAACAGCUGGCCAAGUUCGCUGAGAAGUUCCAGGAGGUCAAAGAAGCUGCGAAACUGGCCAGAGAAAAAUCUCAGGAGAAGAUGGAGACGUCCAGCGAUCAGUCGCAGGAAUCUGGCCGUGAAACUCCAACAGGCAAUCAAGCGUCCAGCAUCAACGGAACGGAUGAUGAGAAGAUCUCACACGUGCCGGAGAACACAGUGCUGAUGAGUGAGAACGACCGGCUGAAGUCUGUAGCGGAGCAGAGUAAGAAGCUGGAGACGGAGCUGCAGGCACUGAAGGACAGUAAUGCUCGGCUGACGGACACGCUGCAGGAGGCCAACAGUAACGCCGAGAGCUGGAAGAGUAAAGUGACGCAGAGCCAGGACGAGAACAACCAGUUGAGGAAGAAGAUCUCAGAGCUGGAGGAUCAGUGUAAGGAGGUGAAUCUGGAGAGAGAGAGAAACGCUCAGCUGAUGCUCAGAAUUCAAGAGCUGGAAGCAGAUCUGCAGGAAAAAGAACAGGAGCUCGAGGACCUGCGCAAACAGGCUGAAACCAUCCCGCAGCUCAUGACGAAAUGUGAAAGCAUCACGGCCAAACUACAGGCUGCAGAAACGGCCAACAGAGACCUGAGCGAGAAGAUGACGCUCCUGCAGAGCGAGAUCGACGACAGUCAGCAGAAACAGAAGAACAUCAAGAGCGAUCUCAAGAAGUUCAUGGACGUUCUGGACGGGAAGAUUGAUGAGCUCCAUGAAGUUCGUCAGGGCAUUUCUAAACUGGGCGUCGAUAACUGAACACACACACACACACACACACUCUCUCUCUCACACACGCACACACACGUGCGGACUGAAGGCUGAAUUUAACUGCUGCAGAUCUCAGGGCCCUUUGGAAUCGCUGAUAUGCACAAACACAGGUGAACUGCAGAAUCACUAAGUGCCUGAAGGUGGCGCUCUCUCUCUCCGCCUGCCCUCAUAAACUCUUCUGACAAUCGUCCUGUUUAACGCGAGGCGUCGAGAGGCUCCUCAUGCAAUACUCGCCUCAGGCAGCAGGACGCACUUCUCUUCUGCUUCUGUUGGUUUGUUUGUGUUUUUGAGAUGGAGACGCUUUCAGAUUAUUCUUAUUCUGAUCGAUGAAAAUAUGAGCCAAAUAUCUGCUGUGAUGAAGGCAGUGUGCUUGUUCUGUGCAGAUGUGUGUGUCGUGCUCAGCAGUGUUUGUGACGUGCUCCUCCGCUCUGUGUGUGUGUGUGUGACACUCGGGUGAUGGGAUAAUUUACACUUGCUUUUUUUAGAAUAAUCUCUGCCUUUCCUGAGUCUGUGAUCGGAGCGCUUGAGCUUCCAAACUCUCCUCAGUUCCUUUCAGUUGUUGUUGUUUUUCUCUUGAUGCUGUUUGAAUGUCGUGGCUGGUGUAUUAUAGAGUGUUUAAUGUGGGCGAGUGUCUUUAACACCCUCUAAAACACACACACACACACCUUACUGGAAACUUGAGCCUUUUUCCCUCUUUCUGGAAAAAAAAAACACUUUUGUUGAUCAAAAUUGUAAAAUAAAUAAUUGUGGAAAUCUA